AUGCCUUCCAAUCACAAGACUUUCAGGAUCAAGCGAUUCCUGGCCAAGAAGCAAAAGCAGAAUCGUCCCAUUUCUCAAUGGAUUCGAAUGAAAACUGGCAAUAAAAUUAGGUACAACUCCAAGAGAAGACACUGGAGAAGAACCAAGCUGGGUCUGUAA
Cervus elaphus (red deer) is the source of this 159-nucleotide messenger RNA. RefSeq names its product 60S ribosomal protein L39-like. Gene Ontology annotation, cellular component: cytosolic large ribosomal subunit; ribosome. Gene Ontology annotation, molecular function: structural constituent of ribosome. The transcript has a single exon. Lineage: Eukaryota; Metazoa; Chordata; Mammalia; Artiodactyla; Cervidae. Bases 1 to 159 code for a protein of 52 amino acids. Gene Ontology annotation, biological process: translation. The record is from RefSeq and is a predicted model, not a curated record.